AUGUAUCGUGUGCUCUCUACACUUGCUCUAGCCUCUUUGGCUGCAGCUAGCACUGACUCUACCUUAACCUAUGAUUAUAUUAUUGUUGGUGCUGGAACCAGUGGUCUAGUCAUCGCAAACCGUUUAUCCGAGUUGAAUGUUACUGUGGCUGUCAUUGAGGCGGGUGAUUCGGGUUACAACAAUCCCAAUGUGACAAAUCCAUUCGGUUAUGGAUUAGCUUUUGGAACAGAUAUCGAUUGGGCCAAAGUCAUCGGAGGGACUAGUACUAUCAAUGGAAUGGCAUACACCCGAGCCGAAGACGUUCAAAUUGAUGCUUGGGCGGCCAUUGGAAACGAUGGAUGGAACUGGGCAAGCCUUUUCCCAUACUACAAAAAAUCUCAGGCACUCGAAAUUCCUACCACUGCUCAAGUUGAAGCUGGUACAACAUAUGACGUCUCGGUGAAUGGUUUUGGUGGACCACUGAAGGUCGGCUGGCUCAAUAGCUUGGAAGAUACUAGCAACUUUCACACAACCUUGAAUGACACAUUUGCAUCUCUUGGUGUUCCUUCAAAUAAUGAUGUCAAUAAUGGUAGAAUGGUUGGUUACAAUCGAUACCCAGCUACUUACGACAGAACAUUAAACAUUAGUCAUGAUGCUGGGCGAGCAUAUUAUUACCCAAUUGCCAACCGCACGAAUCUCCAUCUUUACGCAAAUACCAUGGCUCAACGACUCACAUGGAAAUCCGACACUGAUACCCCUACCGCAAAUGGAGUCGAAGUUCUUUGCAACGACUCAAGCAUUCCAUACACUAUUCUUGCAAACUCCGAGGUCAUUCUUUCAGCUGGAGCUCUAGCAUCUCCUCUUCUCCUCGAACUUUCCGGUAUUGGAAACCCUUCCAUCUUGAGCAAGCAUAAUAUCUCAGUUGUAGUUGAUCUUCCAACUGUCGGAGAAAAUCUUCAAGAUCAAACAAAUACUGGCCUUGCAUACAACAGUUCAGGCAAUACCUCUUUCUCCGGAGCCGGAACCUUGGUAGCUUAUCCUUCCGCAGCCCAAGUAUUUGGUUCUGAAAUCCAAAAUAUCUCCGCUCAUGUUCUUCAAUCUCUUCCUUCAUAUGCUGCUCAAGUAUCAGCUGCAUCAGGUAACAUCACCAAAGCUGCAGAUUUGUUGAAAUUCUUCAAAAUUCAACAUGAUCUAAUUUUCUCAACUACUCACCCAGUUCCAAUGGCUGAAAUACUCGUCUCACCAUCCGCAACAGCUUUCAGUUCGGAAUAUUGGGCCUUGUUACCAUUUGCAAGGGGAAGUAUUCACAUCACAUCUUCCGUAGCUGGCACACCCGCAGCUAUCAAUCCAAAUUAUUACAUGCUUGAUUGGGAUAUCACAUCACAAAUCGCUACCGCCAAGUUUAUUCGCUCCGUUUAUGCCACUUCUCCAUUGUCCUCUUUCGUCGGAUCAGAGACUAGGCCUGGAUUGAACACAGUAUCAGCUAAUGCCACCGAGGCGGAAUGGUUUGAUUGGGUUAAAACUGUUUAUCGUUCAAACUUUCAUCCAGUAUCGACGGCUGCAAUGAUGCCAAGAGAGAUCGGUGGAGUAGUAGACUCAAGGUUGAAGGUAUAUGGAACGGCAAAUGUGAGAGUUGUGGAUGCUAGUAUAUUACCUAUGCAGGUUUCUGGACAUUUAGUUAGUACUUUGUAUGCUGUGGCAGAGAGAGCAGCAGAUCUGACCAAGGAAGACAUGUAG
Botrytis porri is the source of this 1716-nucleotide messenger RNA. RefSeq lists its product as uncharacterized. Lineage: Eukaryota; Fungi; Ascomycota; Leotiomycetes; Helotiales; Sclerotiniaceae. The transcript has 3 exons. The record is from RefSeq and is a predicted model, not a curated record. Bases 1 to 1716 code for a protein of 571 amino acids. Gene Ontology annotation, molecular function: flavin adenine dinucleotide binding; oxidoreductase activity, acting on CH-OH group of donors.